UGCCAAUUGGAGCAAAUCCCCUUUCCUGCCCCUCCCCCUCCGCCUUUCCUCUCUCUCGCUCUCCUCCUCUCCUCUCCUCUCCUUCCGCAUCACACACCACGACUCCCAACCGCCGGUUGGCUUUGCUGCUCCGAGCUCUUCCACACCCGCCCUCUCUCUUGUGGGUCGGCGGCCGAGUGUCUGCGUCGUCCACGGAGAUCAGGGAUCGGCGGCGGGGUAUGGCGAGGGAGCGUCGGGAGAUAAAGAGGAUAGAGAGCGCGGCGGCGCGGCAGGUCACGUUCUCCAAGCGCCGCCGCGGCCUCUUCAAGAAGGCUGAGGAGCUCUCCGUGCUGUGCGAUGCCGACGUCGCGCUCAUCGUCUUCUCCUCCACGGGAAAGCUCUCCCAGUUCGCCAGCUCCAGUAUGAAUGAGAUCAUUGACAAGUACAGCACACAUUCUAAAAACCUGGGGAAAGCAGAACAGCCUUCACUUGACUUGAACUUAGAACAUAGCAAAUAUGCAAAUUUGAAUGAGCAACUUGUGGAAGCAAGCCUUCGACUCAGGCAGAUGAGAGGUGAAGAACUUGAGGGAUUGAGUGUUGAAGAACUCCAGCAAUUGGAGAAGAAUCUGGAAUCUGGUCUGCAUAGGGUCCUUCAAACAAAGGAUCAACAAUUCUUGGAACAGAUCAGCGACCUCGAACAAAAGAGUACACAACUGGCAGAGGAGAACAGGCAACUGAGGAAUCAAGUAUCCCACAUACCCCCAGUUGGCAAGCAAUCAGUUGCUGAUGCUGAAAAUGUUAUCGCUGAAGAUGGGCAAUCCUCUGAAUCAGUCAUGACUGCGUUGCAUUCUGGGAGUUCACAGGAUAAUGAUGAUGGUUCGGAUGUCUCUCUAAAAUUAGGGCUGCCUUGUGUUGCAUGGAAGUGAAAAAACAAGAUGGUCUGUGUUGAUCUGGGUGGAGCUGCGGCUUCAGCAGAUAGGCACUUGUGUUAUUGUCUUAUGGACGACCCCCGACUACUGCAAUAAUCUUGCAUCGGAAGCGAGAUCAGUUAACCUGAUUUGUCAUCCUUGUGGCUUCAUGAUGCGAUGUUGCGCUUGUACCGUUUGCUAGGAUGUUAACUGGACUAGAAUCGUGUCUACUUUUGUACUGCUCGUGAAUCCUAUCUACUUUGUGCUAUCCAAAGUUAUGACCUACCACUUGCAUCGGCAUGGCGCGCCGGCCGUAAGCUGUGCUCAAGCAUGCAUGCUUCGUGUUA
Molecule: messenger RNA, 1234 nt
Organism: Zea mays
Lineage: Eukaryota; Viridiplantae; Streptophyta; Magnoliopsida; Poales; Poaceae
Product: MADS19
Biological process (GO): positive regulation of transcription by RNA polymerase II
Cellular component (GO): nucleus
Molecular function (GO): RNA polymerase II transcription regulatory region sequence-specific DNA binding; protein dimerization activity; DNA-binding transcription factor activity
Source: RefSeq, marked provisional